Molecule: messenger RNA, 762 nt
Organism: Lodderomyces theae
Lineage: Eukaryota; Fungi; Ascomycota; Pichiomycetes; Serinales; Debaryomycetaceae
Gene: PMM1
Product: phosphomannomutase
Exons: 1
Coding region: 1-762 (253 amino acids)
Biological process (GO): GDP-mannose biosynthetic process; mannose metabolic process; protein N-linked glycosylation
Cellular component (GO): cytosol
Molecular function (GO): phosphomannomutase activity
Source: RefSeq, a predicted model, not a curated record
AUGUCCUUUAAAGAUAGAGAAGACCCUUCCACUUUGGUUUUAUUUGACGUUGAUGGAACAUUGACUCCAGCCAGAUUGUCAGUUUCUGACGAAAUGUUAAAGACUUUGGCUGAAUUGAGAAAGAAGGUUGUCAUUGGCUUUGUCGGUGGUUCAGAUUUGGCCAAACAAGUUGAACAGUUGGGCCCAAAUGUAUUGGAAAACUUUGAUUACUGCUUCAGUGAAAACGGUUUGACUGCUUAUAAAUUGGGUAAGAAAAUGGCUUCCCAAUCAUUCAUUGGCUGGCUAGGUGAAGAGAAGUACAACAAGCUUGUCAAGUUUUUUUUGAGAUACUUGUCUGACAUCGAUAUCCCAAUCAGAACCGGUACCUUUAUUGAAUUCAGAAACGGUAUGGUCAACAUUUCCCCUGUUGGUAGAAAUGCGUCAACUGCUCAAAGAAACGAUUUUGAAGCUUACGACAAGAUCCACCACGUUAGAGAAAAAUUGGUUGACGCUUUGAGAGAAGAGUUCAAAGACUACGGUUUGACUUACUCCAUUGGUGGACAAAUCUCUUUCGAUGUUUUCCCAACCGGAUGGGACAAGACUUACUGUUUGCAACACGUCACAGACGAACAUUUCAAGACAAUUCACUUUUUUGGUGACAAAACUUACAAAGGUGGUAACGACUACGAAAUUUACCAUGAUCCAAGAAUCACUGGACAUGCUGUUAACUCGCCAGCUGAUACCAUUAGAAUUUUGGAUGAGCUUUUCCACUUGAAGCAAUAA